Molecule: messenger RNA, 2667 nt
Organism: Folsomia candida
Lineage: Eukaryota; Metazoa; Arthropoda; Collembola; Entomobryomorpha; Isotomidae
Exons: 2
Coding region: 1-2667 (888 amino acids)
Biological process (GO): proteolysis
Molecular function (GO): aspartic-type endopeptidase activity
Source: RefSeq, a predicted model, not a curated record
AUGGUGGUAUCUCAGCCAUCAGCACUGGCAAUGGGUGUGUCAUCGAAACAAGAUAAGAUAGUGCUCCGCGGAACCAUGCAAGUCAAAGUUCUCGGACCUAAUAAGGAAGUGAGAAAUGUCCGAGUUCUAGUGGAUUCAGGGAGUGACAUCAGUUACAUACAGAGAAAGUUAGCCGAUGAUUUGAAGCUGAAACCUGUGGGCAAGAGGAUGUUCCAGACAGAAGUAUUUGGUGGUGGUCACGAGAUUGCCGAGAGAAAGGAGUACUCUGUGAAUAUCCAAGGAAUCAACGGAGGGAAAGAAAACCUGCAGAUGCAGAUGUUCUCUCAAGAAUAUAUUUGUGGAGUAUGUGAUCCUGUCCCGUAUGGCCCGUGGGUGAACGAGCUGAUGAAAAUGAAGGUGUACCUUACCGACGUCGCGUCAGACCCCUCCGAGAUUCACAUCUUGUUAGGAUCCAAUCACAUUGGAAGAAUUCUCACAGGGAGGAUGGCUAAAGUUAGUCCAACCAUCAUUGCGACAGAGACAACGGUCGGCUGGUACUUAAACGGAGAAGCGUCCGUCCCGAAACAGCGCACCAUGGCUCAACUAUGUAUUGCGAAGUUGGCCAAGACAGAAGAUAUAAGUGUUCUGUGGGAUUUGGACAUUUUGGGAAUCAAGGACAGUGCAUUGAGGGUCAGCACAGAAGAGCAUGACCAGCAGGUCAAGGAAGAUUUCCAGAAGAAACUGAGGAGAGCAGAUGAUGGCCGGUACGUUGUGAAGUUACCGUGGAUUAGUGAGUCCAUCCCACUCCCUCAUAUCCGUGGAGUUGCUGAAAAACGGCUGCAAUCAUUCCUGGAGGCGGAAGGAAUUGUAGAAGUCUACGCGGAGAAAGGAACAGACCACGAUGGACAUUAUCUUCCGCACCGUCCAGUGUUCAAACCGGAUAGCUUGACUACACCAGUGCGUCCAGUUUUUGACGCCUCUUGUCGAGUUGGGAACCAGCCUUCUCUCAAUCAGUGUUUAGAGAAGGGUCCCAAUUUAGUUGAAAUGAUCCUGCCCAUCCUCCUCAGGUUCCGGAAAGAAAAGGUGGGAGCAAUCUCCGAUAUUAUGAAGGCCUUCCAGAUGAUCCAAGUGGAUGGCGAACAUAGGAAAUAUCAAAGAUUCCUGUGGUGGGAGGAUCAAGGGAAGAAACUUCUCAAAGUGUAUCAGCAUUGCCGAGUUAUUUUUGGAAUGAACUGUAGUCCGUUCAUCCUUGCAGCAGUGCUGGAUUUCCAUCUCUCCCAGGUUCCAGAGAAUGAAAAGAAGACAAGCCUGGAGUUGUUAAGGUCGCUCUACGUGGACAAUUGUGUGACGUCCUUCGACACGUUGAAAGAAUACGAAAAGUUCAAGAACGAGUCCACAAUGAUAUUGGAGAGAGCGAAGAUGGACUUAAGGCAGUGGGAGUCCAAUGCAGAUCAAGUAAUGGAAAAUGAGAUCACAUCUGUAUUGGGAUACAAAUGGAAUAAGAAGAGUGACCAAUUGUAUUGCGAUAUUCCCACCGAGUGGGGCGAAGAAGGUGACCCUGUCAUAACGAAGAGAAGUGUCCUCUCCCUGGCUGCACAAGUUUUUGACCCCAUUGGUUACACGUCACCAGCCGUCCUGCAGUUGAAGUUAUUGUUGCAGGAAUCCUGGGCGCAAGACAUGAAGUGGGAUGAACAAUGGGACGAGGUCAAAAGUGCAAAAGUGACGAUGUGGUAUAAGCAGAUGUCGUCACUGGGAGAGAUCAAGAUUCCGAGAUGGGCUGUAAAUAAUAGUGCCAAAUUACAGCUACACAUUUUUACGGAUGCGAGCAAGGAUGGAUACGGUGGAAUUGUCUUCGUUAGAUGCCAAGAACGGGGAUUGGAAAGUGCUACCGUGCAGUUACUACUUGCAAAAUCAAGAAUCGCACCGUUACAGAAGAAACCAGACCAGAAGAAUGUCACAAUCCCAAGAUUGGAAUUGCUGGGAUGCCUGAUUGGAGCAAGAUUAGCAGAGACGGUGAAAAGAGCGAUGGGAUAUGAAGACAUCCCCACCGUCUACUGGACAGACUCCACCACGGCGCUGGCGUGGAUUCGACGGGACGGAGACUGGGGUACAUUUGUGGGAAAUCGGGUUCGUCAGAUUUUGAAGAUUUCGAACAAAGAAGAAUGGCGCCACGUCCCCGGCAAGAUCAAUCCCGCCGACCUACCUUCAAGAGGAUGCUCACCGACCGAAUUGUUGUUAUCAAAAUGGUGGGAGGGACCAGACUGGCUCAGAGAAAGCGAAGACAAUUGGCAGAAAUCACCAGGGGAAACGGACGAAGAUGAAGUCCUCGCGGAGGUGAAAAGGUCUACGUGGAUGAAAGUGGCCAGAACUGUUCCAGUAGCAUCGUUCGUUGCGAAGUUCGCAUCAUAUAUCAAGAAUGUUCGUGUCGUAGGAUAUGCAGUUCGAAUCCUGAAAGGAAUGGAUAAAGAAGAACUACGUAAAGCAUGGACAAUAGCUGAGCUAAGGGCGGCGGAAGUAGUCCUGUUAAAAGUCAUGCAGGAGCGAUACUUUCCCGACGUAAAGCAAAUCAAUUUGAGAGUCAGUAAAAUGAAGGACGAGCUACUCCACGUUCGUACCAAGUUGGAGUAUAGGGAGGAUACCGAAGCAUUCAGAUUUCCAAUCCUUCAAGGACUGUCCGAUGGUCCAUGA